UAGUUAAUGCAUCACACAGUUUUGAUCCUUCAACAUUAAAGUACAGAAAACAAAAUGAAAUUAACUAUAGUUUUUGUAACACUUUUUGCCAUUACUUUAGCUGCUCCACGCCCUGAGGAUGCAAUUGUUUUAAAAUCUGAAUCUGAAGUAGGACCCGAAUCAUUUAAAUAUGCCUAUGAAACAAGUGAUGGUGUUAAGGCCGAAGCUAGAGGUCUGCUGAAAAAUAUUGGAUCGGAAAAUGAAUCAUUGGCUGUGCAAGGUGCUUACACCUAUGUGAACGCUGACGGUCAAACUAUUAGUGUAGAAUAUAUUGCCGAUGAAAAUGGUUUCCAACCCAAAGGUGAUCAUUUGCCUGUUGCAACUUCUGCUUAAAAUUUUUGUUAUUUAUUAAAUAAAAAAUUACAAUAACAUUUGUUUAAA
Molecule: messenger RNA, 420 nt
Organism: Lucilia cuprina (Australian sheep blowfly)
Lineage: Eukaryota; Metazoa; Arthropoda; Insecta; Diptera; Calliphoridae
Product: larval cuticle protein 65Ag1-like
Exons: 2
Coding region: 55-372 (105 amino acids)
Cellular component (GO): chitin-based extracellular matrix
Molecular function (GO): structural constituent of chitin-based larval cuticle
Source: RefSeq, a predicted model, not a curated record